Messenger RNA from Cuscuta campestris, 921 nucleotides. The record is from the annotation of a GenBank genome assembly. Lineage: Eukaryota; Viridiplantae; Streptophyta; Magnoliopsida; Solanales; Convolvulaceae.
CUGUUUUGUCUUUUUCUCUUCCCAGCUUUCAAAUUCGAAAAGACUUUUCAUUUCCUUGCAAACAUAACUCCGGGAUUGGUAGAGUUAGCAGGAAUAAUGCCAAGGUCUCUCGGUUGAGGGCUAGCUUUUGGGAAGCAAUUAGAUCUGGGUUUUCGAAGAAUAAUAACAAUUUGCAGAUUGUUGAGCCUCCAUCUUCGAUCCAAGAAGAGGAAGAUCAUAUUCCUGAAGAGUUUGUUCUAGUUGAAAAGCCACUACCAGAUGGAGCAGUUGAACAAUUUUUAUUUUCCUCUUGUGGGGAUAUUGAUGUAUAUGAUCUUCAAGCUUUAUGUGAUAAGGUUGGCUGGCCUAGAAGGCCACCAUCUAAACUCGCCACUGCUUUAAAAAAUAGCUACAUUGUAGCAACGUUACAUUCUAGAAGAGUAUCAACAGACGGAGAGGUGAAUGGCCAAAAGAAGCUGAUAGCUAUGGCUCGCGCGACAUCAGAUCAUGUCUUUAAUGCUACCAUUUGGGAUGUUCUUGUAGAUCCUUCCUAUCAGGGCCAAGGUCUUGGAAAAGCCCUUAUAGAAAAGCUUAUAAGGACACUUUUGCAAAGGGAUAUUGGAAACAUUUCAUUGUUUGCUGAUAGUCAAGUUGUUGAAUUUUAUCAGAAUCUAGGAUUUGAGCCCGACCCCGAGGGCAUCAAAGGUAUGUUCUGGUACCCGAGGUCUUAGCCAUGUAUGGUUGUUGGAGCAAAUCAUGUUGCAGCGACCUACCUAGGCGACAAUGAUGUGGCAAACAUUUCAUUGUCUGUGUGACAUGGGGAUUUCUGAUACUAUUAUUCAAGGAGUAUGGUCAUGGAGUGAAGUGAAUUGCGGGACGGGAGGAUUAUAUACCCCAUUCUUUGGUGUGACAUAAACGCCUCAUUAAAAACUGAAUUGUACU